UAAUUUUUAAGUUAAUAUUUAAAAAUAAAAAUUUUCAGAUAAAAUAGUUUUCAUCAAAUAAUAAUUUAAAGAUGAUAAUAAUGAUGAUAAUUUAACUAAAGAUGAUCUAACUUAUAUAUGUUAAUAACUGAAAUAUGUAUGAAAUAGAAAAUUUUCUUAAGAUUAAAAAAAAGUGUUUUCCAAAUUUUUUCUUAGUAAAAAUAAAAUAAAUUUUAUACACAUUAUUAAAAUUGAGAAUUUUCAAUUAGCCUUUGUAACUUGAAAUGUUAAGCUGAAAAUUUUAGGUACAUACGACGGAUACAUAAUUGCAUAUAUUUUCCUUAUUAAUAUUUUCCUAGUAUUAAAAAUUAAUAAUUUCUAAUUAUAGAUUUUUGAUGUUAAUAACUUAAUUGUUAAUAACAAUUUAAAAUUCUCAAGUAAAGAUUUACGCAUGCGUUUUUACAUGCUUAUCUGUAUUACAUAGUGACUGUUGUGUUAAAGGAAGUAAGUAAACUAUACAAAUAAAAUGUAAAUUAUGUAAAGAAAAAAAAAUUGCAAAAAUAUACGAAAAGCUCUGUCAGAAUGUAUUCCACAAAAACACCCACUUUAAGAAUCGACGAGGCUGAUCUCAAAUGCAAAAAUGGUUGUGGAUUUUAUGGAAACGCAGAAUGGGAAGGUUAUUGCAGCAAAUGUUAUCGAGAAUAUUUACAAAAACAGAGAUCGCAGACAGAAUGCAAUGUUUAUGGACAGGGAUACGAUUUAGCUUCUUCCAAUAAAAAUGCAAUUAGUGCACAUCAAAAAUAUGAGGAGAAGAAAGUACAACAAGAAAAAAAGUAUAAGUUAUUAAAUAUAUCUUUUCGCAAGCCAGUUGCAAAAGUACAGGGGUACCAAGAAUUGCUUUAUGAAUUAACAAAAGAUAAUCCUGACCUUGAGAAAGUAAAAGCAGACAAUCGUGAUCUAAUAACUAUGAUCGCUAAAACACCAGUUGAAAGAGAUGUUAGAAAGUGUAUGCAUUCAUUUAUUAUUGAGAUACUUCAGAAUAAAGAUGUGAAAAGAAUAGAAGAGCUUUCGGAGAUUACACAAAAUUUUUAUCAAGUAUUUGCAAAGCGUUUAGAAAAUAGUGCUAAAUAUGCAGAUAUAACACCAGAAAUCAAAGAAAAAUUAUUGGAUUAUGUAGAAAGAUAUGCGAUGACUCUGCUCUACAGGAUUCUUUUUUGUCCACCAUUUACAAAUGAUGAAGAAAAAGAUUUAGCAAUACAAAAAAGAUUUAUUAAAUAUGGAUUCUGCUAAAGCUCCACAAGAAAAACUUUCAUGUGUUAUUUAUUGUUGUCGAAACAUAUUUCUAAUGUUACAACAAUCUGUUGGUGGACCUGCAUCUGCAGAUGAAUUUCUUCCUGCCUUAAUUUUUAUUGUUCUAAAAGCUAACCCUGCUCGUCUUAAAAGUAACAUCAAUUUUAUUACUAGGUUCUGUAAUGCAAGUAGAUUAAUGACAGGGGAAGGUGGAUAUUAUUUCACAAAUUUGUGCUGUGCCGUAUCUUUUAUUGAAAAUUUGACAGCUGAAUCAUUAAAUAUGGAUGAGAAAGAUUUUAAUGCUUAUAUGUCUGGAGAACGCGUACCUGCUAAUACAUGGGAAUCUGCUUUAAUGAUAUGUGAAAGUCUGCACCUAAUGUGUGAAGAUAUAACACUUCUUGACGAAAUGAAAGCCAAAACUACAGAAAUAAUGACAGAGGCAUUAAAUUUAAAAGAGAAGAUGUUACAAUUUCAAGAAGAAAUGAAAUCAGAAGUAAAUACGGUUUUAGACAGAACUCCACUGUUAAUUACACAUAGCCAAAGAUUGCCUACUAAUUUAGAUUGUGAAGAUAUUGAAAGUUAUCAAUUACCACCUCCAAUUAUUCCACAAGUUUGUCCUAGCACAAUUAAUAAUUCAACACCACAAAACGAUAUGAGGUCCUCUUUAAUAGAAGAUUGCAUUACACCAUCUCCUACUUUUGAUUUUCCAUCUUUCAUUGGCGAUGAUAGUUUUGAUGUAAGCAAAGCAGAAGAUGAAACGAGUCUUAUAAGUUUAGAUACACAAAGUGAUUUUGAUACACAACAGGAAAAAUCGACAAAUGAAUUACUAGUGUCUACUCAUUUGAAUUUGCCAUGUUCUACAGAAUCAGAGCAAGAAGAUUAUCAUGGAUUCACUGUACAAGGUUCAAAUAUACCUACAAUUCCUUGUAGUACUGGAGAUUUAUUUUCAAAUUCCACAGAAAUGGACUGUGAAAAUUAUACAAAUUAUUUUCAUAAUACAUAGAAAAAUAUUUUAUUUUAAUCGAAAUUUUUAAAAAAAUGUUGCUUAAUUAACAGAAUAGAUUAUGCAAUAUUAUACUAUUGAAAUUUUAUAUGCAAUAUCUACUAGGUGAUUUUUAUCAGAGUUACUUGAAUGUUUUCAAAAAAUAUAAGAUCUUGUAAAACCGCAUGAUUUUGAACAAAAUAGAAUAUUUCGUUAUGAAUAAAGAAUAGAAUAUAUUAGUAUAUACCAAAACUAUAUCUGCACUUGUGUUACCAGUUUGGCAAAAUGUUUGGUAUUAAGAUAGGUACUCACUAUAUUCAUACUUGUAUUCUUAAAAAUUGAAUUCCUUCUAUAUACUUCUAUAUGUAUGAGUUGAUUAUUUAUCUCUAUAAAACAAUAUAAAAAUAUAAACUACUAUAGAUAAUUAUUUGCUAGAUACAAUUAAAUCAAUGUAUAAAAUUAUUAUAUUUUGUUUAUUUUAUUAGAAACUAAAUUUGUUUUAAAUAAAAUUCUUUUUAUGAAAAUAUAAAAAUAAUGCAUGAUUGAUUUUUUUAAUUUAAUAAUUAAAAUUUGUAAUUUUUAAAAAGUUUUUAAAAACUGAAAGUGAUAAAGUAUUCCUGUUUUAAAAUUUAUGCACAAUCUUAUAAAAAUCACUUACAAUUAGUAGAUAUUGCAUACUAGAGCAAAAGCUUUAAUUUAUUGGAUAGUAUUAUUAGACAACAUAUUAAUAUAUAUUACAUAUACAAUGUAAAUUAUUUAAAUUAUU
Messenger RNA from Heterotrigona itama, 3017 nucleotides. Lineage: Eukaryota; Metazoa; Arthropoda; Insecta; Hymenoptera; Apidae. The record is from the annotation of a GenBank genome assembly.